GACGCAAACAGGCUCAUGCGUUGGAUUCAGUCGGCGAAAGCGGUGUGAUCAGAAAGCAAUCUGAAUCGGUUUAAUUAGCGACACGUCCAGGUGGGAUGUGUAUGUGGGUUACUGUCCAUGAAAUGAGAAUAACUGCAAGUAACUUGUAAAUAGGCUGGGUGUUUUAACCUUUUUUAUUUUAUUUUUUUUAAAUACGGAACUGAUCCGCCCCUUUCAACUUCGUAAACAUUCAGUUAGCAAGAACGUUACUGGUUAGCUUAAAAUAAAUCGUUAUUCUUAUCUAACUAAAUUUACAUGCGCUUACAAAUAAGUCAGGACAUGAUUUUGGAUUUUAUGUACCAGGCUUGGGAGUCUGUAAUUUGGAUUUAAAUGGAAAAACUCUUCGCUUUAAAGCCAUGCUAGCUGUCUGAGUUGGACUGAAAUGGACUCGGAGUCGAAUCCCACAGUUGUUCUCACUUCUGUUAAGGCGGAAAUCAAGUGUCUGGUGCUCUGAGGUGGGAGUCUGUCGAUACAGAGCUCGCAAUGAAAGCUCUCGGCGCGAGCUCAGCGUUCUACCUGGGCUUUCUGGUGGGCACGUGCAGUCUGUACCUGUUCCUGCGUCAGUUUGGGUUCGCGCGGAACUUCGCAUCUCGUGAGCCCGAAGCCUCCAGGAAAAGCCUGCAGGAGAUGCUGGAAGAGGAAAGCAAGAACUGGAAGAAGGAGAGAUCGGCUCUUUUCAACCUCAACCACCCGCACCAUACAGGUGAGGAUGGAACAGUAGCUGAUGCUCUCUAUAAGCGGGUACGCAUUUUAUGUUGGGUUAUGACUGGUCCUAAAAACCUUGAGAAGAAAGCUCGGCAUGUGAAAGCCACAUGGAGUCGGCACUGCAAUAUCGUGGUCUUCAUAAGCUCUGAAGACAACCCAGAUUUUCCCACGGUUGGCCUGAACACCAAGGAGGGUCGGGAUCAGUUGUACUGGAAAACCAUCCAUGCAUUCCACUAUGUAAUGGAGAAACACGGGGAUGAGGCAGACUGGUUCCUCAAAGCAGAUGAUGACACUUAUGUGAUUAUAGACAACCUGCGAUGGAUUCUGGCCAGUCACUCACCAGAUGACCCAGUGUAUUUUGGACGGCGGUUUAAGCCCUACGUGAAACAGGGAUACAUGAGUGGCGGUGCUGGCUAUGUGCUCAGCAAAGAGGCUCUGAAGAGGUUUGUGGAAGGAUUUCGCACCAAAGUGUGCACACAUACUUCCUCGGUGGAGGACCUAGCCUUGGGUCAGUGUAUGGAGAAGAUGGGCGUUUUGGCAGGAGAUUCCAGAGACACCAUACAAAGAGAGACGUUCCAUCCUUUCGUACCUGAGUCCCAUCUCGCUGGCACAUUUCCGAAGACCUUCUGGUACUGGAACUACUGUUAUUACCCCAUUGUGCAGGGGCCCCAGUGUUGUUCAGAUUUGGCUGUUUCUUUCCACUAUGUGGACGCAUCACACAUGUACCUGCUGGAAUACUACACUUACCACUUACGUGCCUUUGGCUACAAAUACCGCUAUCAGCCCCCUGAACCCAGUGUCAUACAAGACUUUAAUCCCCCAGACAAAGUGGAGAUUGGAGAGUCAGAGCAAGAGCAGGGGCUAGAAGCAUAGAAAAGGGAAGACAAAGCCCCUGAACCUGAGGAAAAGUUAUAGCAGCUUUUUGUUUAUGACUUUUUUUUUUUUAAAUAACUGAUCAUUUGAAAUCUUCUUCCUAAAGAACUGUUUUUUGGGAUGACUGCCUGUGAUUUGCAUUUUUACUUUGGCUCGAAAGACCUUUAUUGUGCCACAGAAAUGUGUGCGUGUAUGUGUGGUUUAAUUAACUAGUAGUCUAUUACUGUGUGGAAGGGUGUUCCUCUUAAUGCAUUUGUAUGUGAAUGUCUCUAGAUAUUUGUAUGACAAUACAGAAUUGUAUUAAAUGAAGGUUGACAGAGCCUGCCUUAAUGGUAUAAUAACAUGGGGUAUUUUUUUUUCUUCCCGCCAAUUAGGUAUAGAUGCAGGCCGGAGACCUCCAAAAGGGGGUGGAAUCUCCAAAAGAGGGCGGAGUUACUCCAAAAAGGGAUUGCUUCAACUCCAAAACAGUGUCACUUCCACCCACGUUUAAGGGGCUCCCUAUUUCUUAAAUGGCGGUUUGGAGUUCCCGCCCCCUUUUGGAGCAAUGCCUGCAGGUAUACCCUUCUCUUUCUUUGGGCCACAAGCAAGACUUCCACCCCAUGAUUGCCUCUUUAUCCAUUAUGCCUGCUAUCAGAUUGCAAUUUGGGGGGCGUUUUAAAUUUUUUGGGGGGGAAUUGUUUACUCUGCACAGUGUUGAGGUCAUGGUACUGUGUAAUCAUAAGCACGGUGCCAUGUAUGAUGUAAUAGCUGUGUCCUAUUCUGUUGCCAAAAAAAAGGCCUUGAUUUCUUUUCAUUUGCCUUUUCCCCACUGAAUUAGUGCCUCUGCUCUGAUCCAGAGAAACCAUGACUUUCUUUAUGUCCCCAGACCACUUUUCCAUUCAGUGUAUGCAGUAAUCUUCUAAGCAAAUGUUUAAAUAAUAAUUCAGAGUGUCUGUAGAGCUCGUAUUAUCUCUCAAAUUAUAGCUUUCAGUUAAAUUCAGUAAACACACUUAAGCUCCAGCAGUGUUUCACAACACCCACAACAACAUUUGCCAAAUGCAAGGUGUAGAACUUACUUUAAUCAAGUUAUAUUGAUGUUGUCCCACCUAAACAAGAAGUAGUCCGUCAGCACCAGUAAGCCAUUCUACCCUGCUCUGAAAGUCAAGAAAGCUGCAUGAAUGCAAAUUAGCUCUACUUGAAUAUCCUGUUGGCUGGCCCAAUAGUUGUUCAUGAGCUCUUGGGAAAGAGGUUUAAAGUAAGGUAGAUAAGAUGGCUAAAGUAUGUGCUGUUGUUUUUCUCAACCCUGAUGGGAAUUGUGGUCUUGUAAAUGAGCACCAUUUUACAGACUGUGAAGCCUGCAGGAUGUGAGCUAUUGGAUUCUACAGACCACACGACACUUAAACUAGAAUAAGACUGUGAAGCUUUUCAUUUAGGGUAGAAUUUCAGGGUUGCCCCAGUUCACUCUUGCGCACUGACUUUAAUUCACACCUUUAGCACAGUAACUCCUGCAACACUCUAUGUGUGCCAUAACAUUGUGGUUUAGUGUGUGAAUUGUCUCUCAUUUCUCAAAUGUUUGCAUCUGUGUAAAUGUGCAGGUUUUAAUGCUAUCAGACCAUUUCUUAAGUGUAUUCACCCUCUAUCCCAAUAUAGUUUGGAAACUUCUUUCAUUGCUAAUAAUGUUAAAUGUAUUUUCUCGUCUUCCUUUUAAACCACAACUUUUUAAUUUUAGAUAAAGUUUGAUAUUUAAACCCCUUUAAACCUUCAGCAGAGGCAGCAAAACAGGCUGUGCUCUUACUCUUUCCAGAAGAUGUGGUUCAGGUGUUCAUCAGAGAAUGCUACAUCUUUACCUACACUUGAUUAGCCAAUGUUUUGUUUGUUAUUAGUUCUUGACAUAAAUACUUGGCACAUUUAUGAAGGAAUUCAAAUAAAAGUUGAAUUUACAUGUGAAUGAAUCUUAUUUGAACUGAAAAUAAAGAAGUUUGAUUUGAAUCCGAACCACUGUUGCCCUGUGACCACUCCAAGCACAAUUUUGUAGCAGUUUUUGAACAGAAUGAGGUUUAAGAGACAGGACAGCAUCUCCUAAGAUCAAGCAACAUGUAGUAUAUUCUUGGUGAAAUGAUCCUUAUUUUAGUACCUAAACGAAUUCUUUGUACAUCUUAAAAAUUGUAAGGGAGUGAAAAUGUGUUGGAAAAAUUAUUGCUUUUCUUAUUUAAAAGUCUUCAAUAAUGUAUGAAUGGUGGGAAUUACACUGUUCACUGCAUAGUUUCAGUGCUAAGCCUCACAAAGUACUUCUGUUUUAUUGUGGAAAAGAGCACUCUAAUGUACUGCUGAAGCAAGGAGGAAAAAUACUUCACAAUUCAAAUACAGCAUACAUGUUUUCUCUGAAGUCGGUUCAUUAUUUUAAAGAGCAGUUACCAAGACAUGUUUGAAUGUGUUCAUACCUCCCGAGUAUGUUGAUCUUUCUCAGAAAUCCCUUUGGUUUGUCAUUUGUAAACAUUCUCUACUUUUCAAGUUUACAUAUGCUCAUUUCUUUUGCAAUGCAUUAGAUGUCAAACAGUGAACAUGCUUAUGAAGAGUACAGUAAUUUGAGGAAAUAGUAUUGUUUAAACAACAGGAUCAGGACUGCUGAUGCCUCUUAGGUAAUAUGAGUUACAUUUGCAUGUCUUAUAAUUCUGAUUCAUUGGAAUAUUUACAUUGGACAUUUUCUUACUUGAGGCAAAAAGAUUCAUGUGACAAUUCAUGUUUUCUGCGAAAAACAUUUAAUUUAAAUAAUGAGUUGUGUGUGUUUGCAAGUAUGCUCCAAUGCCCUGUUCUCAUUAAUGGCCUUUCCAUUGCUUCUGCACUUUGGGUGUUACAUGAAGAGAGAGCCCGACAUUUCUGAAAUGAAGCAGACCUGUUGCUAAUGAGAACAUCAAAACCAGCUGGAUGAUGCAAAUGUGUCCAAUCCUGUUAAAGUGAAUCUGCAUUUCUGAUUUCAUGCCAUUGUCUUUAAUCCAAAGGUACUUGUUUUCUUCUCUGUUUUUCAGUAGUGUCUUAUAUGUACAAAGGGAAUCUUGUACAGUACUGCCACAGCAAGCUUUUAUUUAUAAAAGAGUGUGUGAGGCAAAUGUAUGACAAGAACAAAUCAAUUCAAUGAGGAUGAUAACCAGCAUAUUAAAUAAAGACUUCUUUUACAAUGAA
Myxocyprinus asiaticus (Chinese sucker) is the source of this 4776-nucleotide messenger RNA. RefSeq names its product glycoprotein-N-acetylgalactosamine 3-beta-galactosyltransferase 1-B. Bases 523 to 1617 code for a protein of 364 amino acids. The record is from RefSeq and is a predicted model, not a curated record. The transcript is spliced from 4 exons. Gene Ontology annotation, molecular function: N-acetylgalactosaminide beta-1,3-galactosyltransferase activity. Gene Ontology annotation, cellular component: membrane. Lineage: Eukaryota; Metazoa; Chordata; Actinopteri; Cypriniformes; Catostomidae.